AUGUCUAGCUCUUCCACCCCACUGCAGCGCCGACAGUACCUUGUGCCCGUUGACGAUGAGGAUGUCAUCUACGAUGGUGAUGGCUGGUAUAGCUCCAAUGACUACAUAGUCAAGUGGUCCAUCAUCGGCGCCAUCUUCUUUUCCUUCGUCCUCUUUCUCCUGAUCGGGUACUUUCAUGCGCAGAGACGGAUGAAGAAGGGGUUAAGGCCUUUGUUAUAUCAUAGGUGGCUUGUGCCCAGGAGUCAAAGAAUGCGAUUCGAUCCGAGGUAUCAGAAUCAGUACAUGGUCUACCCUAUGAAUAGGGAGCAGGAUGGGUAUGCCAUGAAUGGAUAUGCUCCACCUCCGCCCGUCUACGACCGCAAUAACGAGAACGCUCCCACAUACCUGCCUCCAGGGGGUACCUCGAAAGUAAAUCCAGAUCAAGGGGACUACGCCGCAGUACCACCUCCCGGCGCUCCCCCGUUGCGAAACGAUGAUGCUCUGGCGUAUCCUGGUGCAGUUGCUGGCAGCUCGGCACGACAGCAGGUCUGA
Messenger RNA from Endocarpon pusillum Z07020, 531 nucleotides. RefSeq lists its product as uncharacterized. The transcript has 4 exons. Lineage: Eukaryota; Fungi; Ascomycota; Eurotiomycetes; Verrucariales; Verrucariaceae. Bases 1 to 531 code for a protein of 176 amino acids. The record is from RefSeq and is a predicted model, not a curated record.